Molecule: messenger RNA, 2364 nt
Organism: Magnusiomyces paraingens
Lineage: Eukaryota; Fungi; Ascomycota; Dipodascomycetes; Dipodascales; Dipodascaceae
Exons: 1
Coding region: 1-2364 (787 amino acids)
Source: RefSeq, a predicted model, not a curated record
AUGGAAAGACACAAACAUUUCUUCCCAUUUUUACCCCUUAAAGAUUUCCCAAAAUAUUUCAUUUCUAAACGUAAUGGCAAAAAGCCUAUAAUCAAUUUGCAAAUCAUGACAUUCUUUUCUCCAGAUUCCGUGUUCCACACAGCUUGGACGCAAGUGGUCAACCCUUCAAACCCAAAUGCUAUUGAUGCAAGACUUUGCUUUGACCUCAUUGCAGCUAUUGAAGCUCAGCUCCCAUCGCUACCACAAAAUAAAGUUCUAACACCAAGUGAAUCCCCAAAACAGCCCAUCCUUUCCAAAAAUGCAAGACGAGUCCUUUCAAGCCAUUUGGACCAAACCGAGCCAGGUUGGACCCUUUCAAAAAAUGACUUUCUUGCUCUUUAUAAGCAUAUCUCUGGUGGAUUAGACCUCUUGGAAACUGUUUUACCCAAUAGACUUUCUUCAACCAGCUUAACUACAACAACACCCACUAUGGGGUAUACUAAACCACGAAGAAGUCCCUUUAAAACUCGCUGGAAUACCAUUGAUAGUCCCCAAAGAGAUUUUAAAAGAUCAGUUUCUCUUAAUGCGUUACCUUUUAUAAAUACCAACCCAACCCUAGACUUUAAUUCACACUUGGAUGAUAAUAAUAAUAAUAAUAAUAAUAAUAAUAAUAAUAAUAAUAAUAAUAAUAAUAAUAAUAAUAAUAAUAAUAAUAAUAACAAUGAUAAUGAUAAUGAUAAUGAUAAUGAUAAUGAUAAUGAUAAUGAUAAUGAUAAUGAUAAUGAUAAUGAUAAUGAUAAUGAUAAUGAUAAUGAUAAUGAUAAUGAUAAUGAUAAUGAUAAUGAUAAUGAUAAUGAUAAUGAUAAUGAUAAUGAUAAUGAUGACCUUCAAGCUGCUUUCAUCCAAAACCUUUCUCAUUUUAAAAGCCCCCCAUAUAGCCGUCGUCUUAGAGAAACCCGCUCCCAUAAAGAUAUCAAAACCAUAAGCUCUCAGCAAGAUCACAUUUCCUAUCUCGAGGACCAAAAUUCAACUCUCUCUUCUCUGCUUGCAGACAUCCGCGUCACAGUUACACGUCUAGAACGUGAAAAUAAAAUACUCAAAGACUCAGAGGAAACCAAACACCGCCAGCUCGAACAAAUGGAGUCCCAUCUCGCCACAUCCGCUCAGGAGCUUCAGGACCGUCGACAACAAUACUCAUCACUUUCAGAAGCUUAUCUUGAAGUAAAACGAGAAUCAAGACUCAAGGAAAAAGUAAAUAAUGAUAAUAACAAUGACAAUAUCAAUAUCAAUGAUAAUGAUAAUAACAAUGACAAUGACAAUAUCAAUGAUAAUGAUAAUGAUAAGAACAAUAUCUCAAACCCACGAGUAUCUUUAACGACCACUUUCCCUCAUAUGGAGGUCCCCAAAAACUCAUCUGACUUGGUUUCUGACCUAAAAGUCUUGGCAGACUCAUUUCAAACCGAGUACUCGUUAUUUCUCCAAAAACUGGUUCUCAAAAAACCUCUCAUAGAUCUUCUAUCCCGUGCAAUGACUGCUCAUACCAGACUUUUCAUUGCUAUUGUUGCAAACCUUUCCACAGACCUUACUCAAACACAAGAAACUCUUCAAGAUAUCAAGUCUCAGCUUCAAAUUCAAAUUCAACAACAACCACUAACCCUUGGAAAUGAUAAAAUUUUUGCAAAUUUUAAAGAGUCAUCUGCUCGCUCUUUAGCUUCAAACACUGAUGAGAAUGGGAACAUUGAUCUGGACACAUUUCUUGAUACUAUCCAGCGAAUCUCGGACGAACAAAAGGCAUACCUAACCACCCUCUCCAAGCCUUCGGAGGACUAUAAAAACAUUUCCUCUCACAUAGUUGCCCCAGAUUUUAAGGAAUCAAAAAAUUAUAAUAACGAUGAUGUUGAUGACUCAUUCCCUAUUUUUCCUACCCCUCCUUCUCAUAAACCCGAGUUGCGCUCGCUGAAAAAUGACAGAAGACCUCGCUCAAGAUCAACUCCGGCAUCCUCAUUAUCUGCAUCCAUCCAUGAGCGAACCUUAAAAAAGCACCGUCUUCAACAACAAUUGCUCCACCGUAAGCAGUUGGCUGCCGCAAUAGCCGCUGCAAACAAGAAGAACAGUAUACGUUCCAUUAUGUUUUCAAGACCUUACGCAUCUCUCUCUAUCUUGGUUCUCGUUAUCUCAUUUUUCUUCUACUAUUGGAUUUCGGCUUUUCAAGCAUCCUUUUCAAAGUUCUCUCAACCUCAAGACUUUUCUUCUUCUUCCUUAUUCUCGUCGUCAUCUUCUUUUUCAAAAAUCCUCUGGUGGCAACGUCUGGGGGGUCCCGUAGAAUCAUGGGGCGCUGCCCUGGACAAACGCGCACGUCCUACAAACCACGAAACUCCUGUAUAA